AUGCCUCCCCCACCAAGAACAUCGUACAGACUCGUCCCAUUGGCGAAAUGGAUCUCGUCAAUAAUGAACAUCCCCAACGAACAAAACAAAGUCAUGGUCGCCCAAGGUCAGGUUGUAGUCGGCAAAGACACCCUCGACCUGGUGGAACUCGGCCAAGUGCGUGGCAUCGACGGCCUCGUUACGGAAAACCCUGUCGAUCGAGAACAAUCUGGUUGGUUUUGGAUCGGCAGCCAGUUUCUUGAGCAUGUGCGACGAAAUGGCGGUGGUGUGUGUUCUCAACACCGUACGCAGCGACUCAGAACCCUUCCAAGGAUAUCUGUAACCGAUGGAGCCGUAGGCACCUUCUUGGUGGACCUUCUUGAUGUUUUCCCAGUAUUCUUUGUCUUCCGGUUCCUUUGCUGUAGCUGGGUCUUUCAAGUAGAAGGUGUCUUGCAAAUCUCUGGCUGGAUGCUGUUGAGGAACAAACAAGGUGUCAAAGUUCCAGAAACCGCUCUCCACGUACUGGUUUGA
Molecule: messenger RNA, 510 nt
Organism: Ogataea philodendri
Lineage: Eukaryota; Fungi; Ascomycota; Pichiomycetes; Pichiales; Pichiaceae
Exons: 2
Coding region: 1-510 (169 amino acids)
Source: RefSeq, a predicted model, not a curated record